ACCCCUUGAUGUUACAGUAGUAAGAUUAAAAUAUUUUUUCUAUUGCGCUUUUGAUGAUAUUGAACUCGAUGCUAUCACUCUAAAUCAUGAAUAGCUUAUUUCAUUCUAAAUCGGGCGCUUUUUAAUCGUUCCUCGAUGAUUAAAGUCAAUUCUAAAUCAACGACUUUUGAGCACUUUCUCGAUUGACUCUUAAAAAUGUCAAAGUUAAAGAUAAUGCGCUUUAAACUCGGUAUAGUCCCUGCUGUAUGCCGUCACGUUAUGUAGAGUGACAGAAGCUGAAACUUAAGCGCAUCCCAAUCGGAAUGUGAUUUCCGGGUCGCACAAGUGCACAGUCUACACCUGAUCUCAGUACAUAAGAAGCUGUUCUUUUCUGCCUAUGUGCGGUAUGAGCGAAUAACUAUCGAUGUAUCCCCCGGGCCGUCAAUGCGUAACAAAUUACAUAUACUUUCCGAUUGUGGCGGAAAUUUUGGAGCACAAAUCCUAGGUGUUGGCUAGAACACUCAACAAACUUCCUGCGGUAGAAUCUGAAGCAAUGCCGUUGGUCGGCAUGUUUAUAAAGACUUGUAAGUUCACACAGACUGUUCAGUUACAGUCAGACCACGACAAAUCGACUAUCGACGCAGCUGAUAUUUGCUUAGCGAAAACGACGCGGAACCUCAAGAGAAUUACAAGGAAAAUGUCUGGAAGUCCGUGGAUUUGUUCUUUAAUUUUGAUAUUUUACUUUAUUUUGAGGUCCUCAGCAGUUCCUAUUCAAGAUAAACAAUUAAAUUCACUUCUGCAAGAUUUUGCUUCUGAUGGAGUGAGAUAUACAAGAACUGUACGAAUAUAUUCUAGGAGUUAUCGAAUGCAUUUGAGAGUAGUUGGAUCGAAUAUUGACGCAAAGGCAUUAGAUACCGACCCCAAUGCUCUUAUGAUCCUUGAGUCUGUCAACCUUAUGGGACAUAUACGUAUCAAGUCUAAACAAGAAAACACCUACAUUUGUGUGAGCAGCGCUGGUCGACUUGUAUUAGAGCCUAAAGGCAACAAUAUUCCAAGAUGUGUGUUUGUGGAAGACUAUUAUAAGGGCUUUACAAUGUUCCAGUCAGUCUACAGAAAAGAAUGGUAUCUUGGAGUCAAGAAAUCUGGUCGCAUGAGACAACCUCGGAUGACAAACCGAACGCAGACUGCAUCAUUAUUUUUAGUUGAGCACAUAUCUCUCACGUGAUAAUGAACUCACUAUUAGGAUAGAUAUUUUUAUUGGAGUUUUUACAAAUGUUAUUUAAUCGUAUUUAAUUGAUGAUGACAAAGUUGAAAAACUGCAAAGGAUUAUGGGUAAGCGAUGAUCGAAUUGUUAACACUUCGAUGCAUCAAGAUGAAAUUUCUCAUCAGAGAUUAUUUCAUUUAUUAUUUAAUAUCAUUAUUUAUUCUCAACAAUAAUGUAGAAUAUCUCAAGAAAUAACUUAUUUUAUUUAUAUGUGGAAUUCGUGAGGUGACCGAUGAUGUUUCAAAUUGACAAGUUACUCAGAAUAUAUGCACCUCACUUGCUUAAACGCAACGAACAGAAUACUUGUUAUUGUUCGAGUUUUGAAAAUUUCAAAAUUUGUUCGACAAUUGGAAUUUUUGGGCGUUCGCGUAAAAUAACUAGAUACAAAGGUAGUUCAUUAGGUUGGAUUUAUAUCCCUCAAUACGAUGUAUUGUAUAGUAUUUCAAAUUGAUGCUAAUAGCUUCAUUAUAAUUAGAAAAUCCUAUUUGUCGUAGAUUGAAAAUUAUUUAGAAAUGUUGAGCAAAACCACCAAUGUCCGUCACACCCACCCAAGUCCGUCACACCCACCCAAGUCCGUCACACCCACCCAAGUGAACCGACACACCCUGCAAACUGAAAACCACACACACACGUACACAUACUUUAUAUAGCAAAAAAAGAAAUGGAAAAGAAAUGCUAUUAAAUGGUUGCCGAAUUUAAGCGUUGUGAUUGGAUGAUUAAGAAUUUCUCAGUUUUUUUAAUUGGUUGAAAGCGGAAAAAAUUUUGAGAGUCAUUUUAACCGGUAUGUGUUUCCCACUCGUACGAGAAACUGCUUUCGAGAAGAAAGAUUUGGUGUUUUUGUCUUGAAAAAAGGAAAUAAUAAAACCCCGAAUUAUCAUCAACUUGUAGGAGACGAAGGAUUCUUUAUUGGUUAGUCUAAAGCUUUCUUUAAACAAAGACGUUUAGUUUGAAAGAAUAAAGACUUACUGUUAAAUGUUGAAAAGCAGUUUCGACCAAAAUGUAAAGAAAUUGAAAAAUAUUUAUUCAAAAUACGCGACGACUUUUUACGAGUGGAUGUGCGUAGUGAACUUUUCAAAAUCUUACUUUCUUCCUAAAAAAUACUGUUGCUAAAAAUAGAAUGCGGUAUAUAUAUUUAUGAAUAUGUUAUCUGUGUA
Actinia tenebrosa (Australian red waratah sea anemone) is the source of this 2397-nucleotide messenger RNA. Its product is annotated as fibroblast growth factor 18-like. Gene Ontology annotation, molecular function: growth factor activity. The record is from RefSeq and is a predicted model, not a curated record. NCBI's taxonomy places the organism in Eukaryota, Metazoa, Cnidaria, Anthozoa, Actiniaria, Actiniidae.